This is a messenger RNA of Eleginops maclovinus (Patagonian blennie), 2394 nucleotides long. Its product is annotated as mitochondrial coenzyme A transporter SLC25A42-like. Gene Ontology annotation, biological process: transmembrane transport. Lineage: Eukaryota; Metazoa; Chordata; Actinopteri; Perciformes; Eleginopidae. The record is from RefSeq and is a predicted model, not a curated record. The coding region runs from base 403 to 1389 and encodes 328 amino acids. The transcript has 8 exons. Gene Ontology annotation, cellular component: mitochondrial inner membrane.
AUGCAGUCCACAACACUGGCGUACGUUGUCCCAGUUUCUUUAAGACCUUGAAAAACCCAAAUAAUCUAGUGCGCAGAACCAGACAGCUGCAGAAUUCCUUCGCAGGCGUCGUCGUCUAAAUGUAGAGACACACUCUGCUGCAGCGUGACACCUGUCUUUUAAAUUCAUCUUCAGAAACGUCAACAACAACAAUGAGAAAAGAGCUACUGAGUUGCAAGUUGUGAAAGCGACUGACCAGCCUCCUGCGAACAAACAAGAAAUGUGCGCAAGGAUCUGCAGGGCACAGUGGCGACUGAUCACAUCGUAGAUUUGUAAACAAGAGGUCCUUUUAAACACGAAGUGAGGUUUACUGGAUGAGUGACCGAGUCUCUGACCGCCUUGUGUGAUCUGUGAAGGGCACACAUGGCCCACAGUGUGACCGACCAUCAGCGCCCUCUUCCCGUGUCCGAGGCCACCGUGCUGGCUAUGCCCUCCUCCAAUCAAGCACAGGACCUGAGGCCCAGAUGGACGGCUGUCGACUCCCUGCUGUGCGGGGCAUUCGCUGGAGCUGUUGCCAAAACAGUCAUUGCACCUCUGGAUCGGACCAAGAUCAUUUUCCAAGUGUCCUCCAACAGAUUCUCAGCUAAGGAGGCGUUCAGGUUCAUCUACUGCUCCUACAUGAAGGACGGGCUGCUAAGCCUGUGGAGGGGGAACUCUGCCACCAUAGUCAGGGUCAUGCCCUACGCUGCCAUACAGUUCACCUCACACGACCAGUACAAAAAACUACUGGGGAGCUACUACGGCUACCAGGGCAAAGCUCUGCCUCCUUUCACACGCUUCCUGGCUGGCUCUCUGGCCGGCACCACUGCUGUGAUGCUUACCUACCCUUUAGACAUGGUGCGAGCCAGGAUGGCAGUCACAGCCCGAGAAAUGUACAGCAACAUCAUGCACGUCUUUAUGCGGAUCUCCCAAGAGGAGGGUAUCAGGACCCUUUACCGAGGCUUCACUCCCACUAUCAUGGGUGUCAUUCCAUAUGCAGGGAUCACAUUCUACACCUACGAGACCCUCAAGAAGCUACACACAGAAAAAACCAAGCGACCGCAGCCAUACCCCCAUGAGCGCCUGGCUUUUGGUGCCUGCGCAGGCCUCAUUGGUCAAUCUGCCUCGUACCCACUGGAUGUGGUGCGUCGGCGCAUGCAGACAGCCGGCGUCACCGGCUCAUCGUACGCCACAGUCAUGGGGACCAUGCGUGAGAUUGUAACCCAGGAAGGAUUUGUACGUGGACUAUAUAAAGGCCUGAGCAUGAACUGGCUUAAAGGGCCCAUUGCUGUUGGGAUUAGCCUCUCCACAUUUGACAUCACGCACAACCUACUGCUCAAAAUGCACCAGAUAGGCUUCUCUGCACACUGAAUCAUUUCAAACAAGGAAGAAGAAAAAUAUAUGGUAUUAAUACGUUUGUGCACUCAGUCAGAGCUAGGCCUGCUGCACACUCCUGUUACCUUCACACAGUGUCAGAGGAGGGGGAGAGUGGACAGGAGAUGCACAUAGGAACAUAGUUUCUCACACUCUGGUAAACGCACGGUAAGGAUUCACUGACAGAGCGUGAGGAGGCAAAACGAAUUGUCUUUAAUUGUUAUUGAACACACGUUGCCAUCAUUGUGGCUCAAGUGAUUAACACUGGAACAGUAGACAAAGAAACGGUUUGUUCUUGGAGGUUAUGGAGCACUUGGUUGUGUAGUGUUUAUAAGAUAUUGCUUGCACUUUAUUCCACUUACAAUGUUCUUUCAAAGUAAUCCGACAUUAUCAACAGAGGGGACUUGUUUUUAACGAGUUUCAUUGCUUUUAAUUUGAGGGGAAAUUUUAUAUGUAUUUGAAUCACACUGCUUUGUUUUUCUUUGAUUGUUUAAUUUGUCUAAUCAUGCAGGGGGUAUGAUUUUUAAUGAAAGGGGCGAUGAUGCAAUAUGUUUUUCUUUAAAGUUCUAUUUUAUGAUGGUGUAUCUGUGGUUUGAAUUGAAAUUGAGAAAGCGGAUGAAAGUUGGUGAUCAUGUCAGCAGGACUGCACAGUUUCACUGUCCAUCCACCUCUGAGGAGAUGUGGUGUAUUAUUAAAAGUAGUGGUGGCUAAUCAUAUAGAUGAUAAAUAAAUAUAUACAUAUAACAGAUUUGUAUGUGAUUAAUAUAAAGAGGUCAGUUGUGUACUGUGUCCAUGUUGUUGUGCUUUGGCUUGACUGUAAAGCGUUGCUUGCCUACAAAAUCUAAAUAUGCCAAAGCACUGAACGAUGGCAUGCAUUUAAUGUGAAUAAGGAGUUCAUUUGCUUUCACUGCUAAUGUACAUUUCAAAGAGACAGUAUUUCCAAAGAUGUACGUUUACAGGCUCUGACUCUAACUGACCCUUCAAUAAAGUAUCCAUCCACAA